CAUUGACAAAAUUUGAUGUGGCCUACUGAACACCGUUUCCAAGGAUAGAUCACAUAUUUGUUGGAUAUUCAAACGCAUAAGAAAGUUAACCCGAGGUUUUGAGCUAACAAACAAACCAGUACUGGACUGUACGCGAGAAUUCUGGUCGUCUUGGUGUUGACCUUUUGUCAACGAGUGAGGCUGUUUGUAAUGUUAAUUAACGUGCAGCUGAAAUGGCAUCUCGUCAUCCAAGGGGAUAUGGUGUAAGAUUGUCGUUGUGCGGGGGUCACUAGUCAGAUGUACCAAUGUCGGCUUUUAUUUGUGAUAACCAUCUGUCGCCUACUGAUACGCAAUCAGAUCAAAGAUGGCGUGCUCUGUCAAUCCUUACUGAAUGAGACGACUUGACGGCGCGGAGGAACACAUUCGGCCGCAGGAUACCUCGAUGAUGUUAAGAAGAUAUAAUGACAAUAAACACUUCGGGGGUUGUCGCGUAGAUACCUAAUGUCCUCAUGCAAUGAAGCAGUCUACGACUUGGCGUCAUUCUCCCUGUUGGCCAUCACAUCGUCUUGCCUUUAACAUCAAUAUCAUGUCCGCCGCAACAGCGGGAUUCCCUCAUGCUUUUGUUCCCCAUCUACCCCUAAAGACCGACGGACCGACCCAUCUUGAAAGUCAAAUACCCCAAGCUAUGCCUCUCAUCGUGGAUACCGACUUCCAAUCCGGUUCAACAUCAAAUGCAGAAUCUCGAUUUGGGGAGCACCAGUCGGUGGCGGUGAUAGGCUCAGGCAUCAGUGGAGUCUGUGCUGCUGCUCAUCUUCUCAAAUAUGGACUCUCCGUGACCGUCUUUGAACGGUCCAACGGCGCCGGCGGUGUAUGGAAGUUCGACGAACGCCCACCGGAAGAUCCCCCGUAUAUUUACCGUCCACCGUCCAUCGGAGAUCAGCAGCACAUCCCCCCAGGUGCCGUUUUUGACGGCGGGGACGCGAAAUUUUUGAAUCUUGAAGUACGAUUCGCGCCACCGAGCCCAUGUUAUGUCGGUCUAAAGACCAAUGUCCCAACACCACUGAUGGGAACUACGUUAGGGAAUUGGCCCGAGGGGAGUCCGGCAUCGGUCAGCCAUUCCGCUGCUCUCCAAUACAUCCGAUCUCUAGCCAAAAGAUCCGGAUUGGAUGCAGUGACGGAGUUCAACACUCGAGUUGAGGAUGUCAGAAAGACAAGCGACGGUUCAAAAUGGAGGAUCACUACCCUAGCGCUGGAAAUUGAAGACGGGAUCCCUAGCGCUCAGUUCACAGAGAAAGUCAGGGAUUUUGAUCUGGUUGUCGUCGCUUCGGGGCAUUACAAUAUGCCGCGUAUUCCGCAAAUCGAAGGCUUAAAAGGGUGGAAGGACUCUUUUCCCGAUAGAGUUAUUCACUCCAAGAGGUACCGGAAUCCUGAGAAGUACCGGAACCAGAACGUGCUCGUGAUCGGAGCCGGCGUGUCCGCUACAGACGUCUGUAAAGAACUCGGCGAGGUGUCUCACAAAACGUACCAGAGCACUCGCAACGGACGGUUUGACCUUCCGGCGAGUGUACUGCCUCCAAACGCCGUCCGAGUAGCGUCAGUGGAGAAGUUUGUCCCUCUAGAGGCAAAGAUUGAAGGGGAAGAGCCGACACUCGGGAAUAAUCAGCCGAUACCCGGGUCUGUUGUUCUCACAGACGGAACAAUCCUACAAGAUAUUCAUCAAGUAGUAUUAGCCACUGGAUACAUUGUGUCCUACCCCUUUCUCCCGCAGUUGCACUCCGACACGGCUGUUGAUGCCGAUCCUGACGACGAGCUGGUUGUGACAUCGGAUGGCAUUAUGACGCAUAACCUCCAUAAGGAUAUCUUUUACAUCAACGACCCGACGCUGGCGUUCAUUGGCGUUCCCUACCACGUCGCGACCUUUUCACUUUUCGACUUCCAGGCCCAGGCGUUGGCGAGGGUGUUCGCUGGUAGGGCAAAACUGCCGACGCAAGAAGACAUGCGAAGAGAAUAUGAGAAGCGUGUGGAGGAAAAGGGGCGAGGACGUUUCUUCCAUUCCUUGGUAACACCUGGGCAUGAGAUCGCCUAUGUCAGAGAUCUCGCGGAAUGGGUAAACGGUUACGUGAAGGAAACGGGAGGCGAGCCCAUGCCGGUUCAUUCAGAGGAAUUUUUGAAGGAAUAUAACGUGUUGAAAAGCAGGUUAAGGGGCCUGUACCCGGAAAUUGCCAAGAAUGAUGGGGAGUUGCAGGAAUAACAGCUUGAAAGUAACGUUCGUUGUUGGGGUCCAUCGCUGAUUUAUUUCACUGUCAACUAGACGAUGGGAAUAUCUUUGUUUCUGUCUCUUGUGCAGCCACUGAUUCAGUGUACACCAUGUCCUGGUUGGUUCCGUGUAUCCGUAAUGAAAGAUGAUCGAUGUGACGGAAUGGCGCCAUGUCGGCCGCUUGUCGGGAGGUACUUUUCAGUGAGUCGAUGAUAAUGAUGACGAUUAUAUAUGCGGCUUCGUGAAUAUGGUUGGAAAGGAGAUGAAAAGAAAC
Molecule: messenger RNA, 2510 nt
Organism: Neurospora hispaniola
Lineage: Eukaryota; Fungi; Ascomycota; Sordariomycetes; Sordariales; Sordariaceae
Product: FAD/NAD(P)-binding domain-containing protein
Exons: 1
Coding region: 494-2230 (578 amino acids)
Molecular function (GO): NADP binding; N,N-dimethylaniline monooxygenase activity; flavin adenine dinucleotide binding
Source: RefSeq, a predicted model, not a curated record